Messenger RNA from Magnolia sinica, 973 nucleotides. RefSeq names its product thylakoid lumenal 19 kDa protein, chloroplastic. NCBI's taxonomy places the organism in Eukaryota, Viridiplantae, Streptophyta, Magnoliopsida, Magnoliales, Magnoliaceae. The record is from RefSeq and is a predicted model, not a curated record. The transcript has a single exon. The coding region runs from base 70 to 789 and encodes 239 amino acids.
CAAAAUCAACACCAGCCAUAAAACAAGCAUUGCAGAAGAAGAAAAAAAAAAGGAGGUCCACCAAUUCCCAUGGCCACCAUCUUCUCUCCUUCAGCCAUCUUCUCUUCUCCAACUCCAAAAACACCUUCAAAUCCAACUACAACUAAAUCACAACCCGCUCUCCCACCAACCACUACAGCCAAAUCCUCAAUUGCUGCCACUGCCGCCGCAGCCGCAGCUGCCAUCAUCCUAUCCACCACACCUCCCUCUCUAGCAGACCCAUCCACCUCCUUCCAAGUGUACUACGGCACCGCUGCUAGUGCGGCCAACUACGGUGGCUAUGGCGGCAAUUCAAUCAAGAAAGACUCUGCCGAGUACAUCUACGAUGUCCCCGACGGAUGGAAGGAGCGUCUCGUCUCCAAAGUCGAGAAGGGAACCAACGGCACCGACAGCGAGUUCUACAACCCGAAGAAGAAGACCGAGAAAGAGUACUUGACCUUCCUCGCCGGCUUCCGCCAGCUGGCACCGAUGGAUGUUGUGCUGAACAACCUCGCUCUGUCAGACGUUGAGCUUCAGGAUCUCAUCUCCAGCGCCGACAGCGUGAAAUCGGAGGAAAGGAAGGACGACAAGGGACAGGUCUACUAUAUCUACGAGAUUGAUGGGGCCGGCGCACAUAGCUUGAUCUCUGUUACGUGCACCAAGAACAAGCUCUAUGCGCACUUCGUCAACGCGCCGAAUUCCGAAUGGAACAGGGAUCAGGAGACAUUGAAGCACAUUCAUGAGAGCUUCAAGACCGUUGGAUCUUUUUAGCCACUGCCUUUGGAUGCCAUUUCACUGAAUUGCUGAUAGAAAGUCAAUAUAUAUACUUGUGAUAUCCAUCUGCUUUUUGUGGAGUUGUAAUGAGAAUUGAUGGUAUGAGUGCUUGUGGGGGAUUUUGAUUUUGUGGUAAUUUCGGAGGUUCUAAUUAAUGAUAUUCUUGCAUGAAUUCCUUGAA